GACUCUGUCACCCGGGCUGAGCAGAUGGACUUCAAGGACCAGCAAAACAACCCAAAGGCGACCCAGAAAAGUGACGACGAAGACGACGAGCACACACCGGUGUACCGAAAGCCUGCAAUGGCUAAGCCAGGCCGUCCCAAGGGUUCCAAGAACGAGAAGCCGCCGCCGCCGAAGAAGGGCAAGAAGGACUACGACGAGGACGACGAGAAGCCGCCGCCGCCGAAGAAGGGCAAGAAGGACUACGACAACGAAGAGGAGAAGCCGCCGCCGAAGAAGAAGGGCAAGAAGGACCUAGACGAGGACGAGGAGAAGCCGCCGCCGCCGAAGAAGAAGGGCAAGAAGGAGCACGACGAGGACGACGAGGAGAAGCCGCUGCCGCCGAAGAAGAAGGGCAAGAAGGACUACGACGAGGGCGGGGAGAAGCCGCUGCCGCCGAAGAAGAAGGGCAAGAAGGACGACGACAACGACGAGGAGAAGCCGCCGCCGAAGAAGGGCAAGAAGCAGCACGACGAGGACGAGGACGAGGAGAAGCCGCCGCCCAAGAAGGGCAAGAAGCAGCACGACGAGGACGGGGAGAAGCCGCCGCCGAAGAAGGGCAAGAAGGACCACAACCCGGACGACGAGGAGAAGCCGCCGCCGAAGAAGAAGGGCAAGAAGGACGACGACAACGACGAGGAGAAGCCGCCGCCGAAGAAGAAGGGCAAGAACACGCAGACCGAAGACGACGAGAAUCGAGUCAGGGGUACCUUCGCCGGCAGAAGAGAGCCACCGGAGGAAAGCAUUCGCCCCCGCCAUAUGUAUCUUGCCAUCCGGGAUGCCUUCAAUGAUAUCAUCAAGAGCAAGCUUCGGACCCCAAGCAAAUGGCAGGAGCAGUUUGUGUUUGAGCCCGAG
This is a messenger RNA of Symbiodinium necroappetens, 891 nucleotides long. Lineage: Eukaryota; Dinophyceae; Suessiales; Symbiodiniaceae. The record is from the annotation of a GenBank genome assembly.